ACCCUCUACCCUCUUUCAAAUCCGAGGCUCCAUGUCUGACUUUUGUACACUACUAUUUUAGCUGCCAUGUCUCGACGCAGUCUUUUUCGCGACGUUCAAUGUCGAAGCAACUUUAUUUGCCAAUCAUGCAUUUCAGCGGGACGAAAGCCACACCAACAACCAUGGACAAUCCGACACAACAGCUCCGAGGCCACGGCCACACAACGACUCAAGUCCAAAAUCAAAACCCAGGGUCGACGCAGAGUCCAACCGCCUGUUUCCUCCUCUUCAAGACCCAAGCCGGACACUAGGAUUUCACUACCGCUUGGGACAACAAGGGAUACAGAGAAUGGGGAUGCGGCGAACGGUGACGCGUCCGCAGCGCUCCUCCGAGACCUGUUAAAGAAGAGCGACGAUCACACCGUUAAAUUCUUCGAGAAAAACGACAAGGGGCGCGUCACGCCGCUUCAAGGUGAUAAAGACUUUUCCGAGUCUCUAAGCGGGUUUAAGGAUUUUCGAAAGGACUUCAAACUCGACCUUGGAGGAGAUAUGAGAAGUCUUCUUGCCGAACUGAAACAAGACGGAACGCUCAAUGCCAUAGGGAUCAACGAUGUCGAAUCCGUUGCCCAGGAUAUAGAAGCCAACUUGGGCAAUCUCGAAGAUGCGGAAGCGGUUGGAGAGAAACUCGAUGCCUACAUUAAGAAGCUGGAAGAACAGCUGGAGGCCCAAGGCGAAGUCAUGGACGACUUGCAGGAUUUGAAUCUAGACGAGUUCGACCUCGAUGAGGACGAUCCCGAGAUGUUUCUGCGGCAGCAAUAUCCCAAGACGAAGAAACAGCCACGGCCGAUCCCCCAAAUCCCGACCGACACAUGGACCUACAACCAGCGAAGGCGAGUAAGCCGGCUCAACGCGAUCCUCGAACGCGUCGACAAGGAACUCCGACGCCGCGAGGCGUUGAUGGCAAAGACGGUGCAAUCCGUCUGGAAGUCAUACAACCUGUCCAGGCAAACGCUCGCCAAGGCAUGGGGUCACGUCCCGCUUGACGUCUGGGACUUGCUUUGGAAAAUCUUCUCGGCCGACGAGGCCAUCAACCCGAACCGCUUUCCCUACCUGUCCCUUCUGGCAAGGGACAUGAGCGAGGCCAAGAUCGCCCUCAACCCGUCGCAGCAGCUCAUCAGCAUUGAGGCCAUGUUCGUUGAGGGCUUCGAAGCCAAGGCCACCGAGAACUGGAAGCGAUGCAUGAGCACGCUGGGUGACAGCGGGUCUGAUACCUUUCGCGAAUACUGGGAGCUGGGCGUUCGCAUGUUCUGCGAGGCCGGUGAUCUGGUCCAAGCGGAACGAGCCGUCAACAAGCUCCUCGAACGCCACCUCGAUCCGCGGAUUCUCAUGCCGUUUAUCCGGAGCUGCGCCGCGCAACCGUCGGAGGAGAUGCGUGAGAAGGCGUGGGAUGCCUAUCGACGGCUCCGGGGCAUGCUCGGGGAGUCGAUGGGGCUGGAAGACUACGACCAGGUCAUAUCGUUCUUCCUCGCCACGAACCAGACCGAACGCGCGCUCCAUGCUUUCGUUGACAUGAUGACGGCUGGGACCAUCGAUCUCCAUGGUCGUACUCACCUGCCGUCCAAGAUUGGGAACAAAUUCUUCUUCGGCAAAUGGCUCAAGCGGCUCAUUGGAGCGGGUGACUUCGACGGAGCGCAUAGCGUGUUCGCGUUCAUGCGGUCCAAGGGCAUCGAGCCCGCCCCCAUCCAGAUCAACGGCCUCAUCGCCGCCUGGCUCAGGAGCGGCGGCGCCGAAGACCUGAAAAAGGGGGAGCAAGUCGCCUGGGACAUGAUCAGUGCGCGGAUCGAAUUCGUCCGUGCGAGGGAACGGCUCGCCGGCCUGACGGGGCCGGUGCAACUGGUCGAGGUCAACACCAAGCAGGAAGUGGGCCCGGUGCCCAAGGCGACGCUCGAGACCUUCUGCCUCCUGGCCGAGAACUACCGCCUGCGCCGGCUGCCGAAGCGGAUGGAGGAGCUCUGGGCGGCCUUCCGCGAGGCCAAGAUCAGCCCGGACGCCUUCAUGCUGAACCAGCUGAUGGAGUCGCACUCGCAGUUCGGCAACAUCCGCGAGGCGCGCGCGCUGUACCGGUCGCUCGUGCGCGAGGGCGGCGUCAAGCCCGACUCGCACACGUUCAUGGCGCUGUGGAAGAUGCUGGGCGCCAACCGGCUCAACGUGGUGGGCGCGGACCACGUGGCGGACGAGGUGGCGCUCACGCGCGAGACGUUCGCCGAGACGAUCCGCUUCUCGCACGUCUUCGACGGCGGGAAGCUGGACGGCCAGCUCGCGCGCAAGAUGCUCCAUACCCUGCGCCGCCUGAAGGACGACCUCGGCAUCGUGGUCGCUUUGAGGGCGUUUUGGCGCCUGUUUGGGUACGCGCCGCCCGAGGUGCUCGCGCUGGAGAUGGCGGUUGGCACGACGAACUUGGCGUGGGACACGGCGUCGGCGCGGCAGAAGCUGCGGCUUGCGAAGCGCAAGAUCGAUGCGCAUGUCGAGGAGCGGCAGAAGAUGUUGGGUCAGCCGUCCGUUACGUUGGAUGAGAUGACGCCGGAGCGGCGCGGGGAGGAGAUGGCUGCGUAUCUGGAGACUUUGUAUUUGUCUAAUGUGCCCGGCGGGGAGGCCCAGUUGGCAGGUGUUGCCAGGGAAAUGGGCGUGUAUGAUAUUCUGGUGAAGUGAAAACCGAUAGACAAGACUAUACCCCCCUGUUUGUAUUAUAUGAAAAUCUAGAAGACAUC
Molecule: messenger RNA, 2747 nt
Organism: Sodiomyces alkalinus F11
Lineage: Eukaryota; Fungi; Ascomycota; Sordariomycetes; Glomerellales; Plectosphaerellaceae
Exons: 1
Coding region: 67-2688 (873 amino acids)
Molecular function (GO): protein binding
Source: RefSeq, a predicted model, not a curated record